AUGCCAGAAAGGGACUUGCAACGAUAUCCCAAUCUGCGGACCGCCUACAUUCGCGGAUGGGAAAAAUGUAUGGCAGGAAUUCCUACUCCUCCCCCUGCAAUCUUCCAACCGACAGUCCGGCCCUCAUUUGUUCCCCCUCAACGUCAACCACAACCGUAUAACCAUCCAAAACCGACGACAAGCACGAAAGUCAUGCCAUCGACAUCUACCGCCACUGCGAGUGUCAAGUCUGGUCCCGGCUCUACCACUUCGUCAACUCAGUCUUACGUUGGAAUGACGUAUAAGGAGAAAAAAAGACAACGCACGGUGGAUUACAGGAGGCAGAAGAAGCAGGAAUUGCAACGACUCACCAGGGAAAUCAAGUUGCAGUCCUCCUAUGGCUCACAACAGCACCGUUUGGCUAAGACGACGGAGAUCCAAGUAGCGACACCACCAACCCCCAUGCCAAGGACCGUUCCACCUAUAGAAGUAGCCACCGAGAUAACAGAGGAGGCACCAAUGGACAUCGAGGUCUCGGCAGGAGAGCUCAUGCAAUCUCCCGACUGUUUUAAUGAAGAUAUUGAGACUUUCCUCAAUCAACCUCUACCAUCUGCUCCCUAG
This is a messenger RNA of Daktulosphaira vitifoliae (grape phylloxera), 600 nucleotides long. RefSeq lists its product as uncharacterized. The record is from RefSeq and is a predicted model, not a curated record. NCBI's taxonomy places the organism in Eukaryota, Metazoa, Arthropoda, Insecta, Hemiptera, Phylloxeridae. The coding region runs from base 1 to 600 and encodes 199 amino acids. The transcript has a single exon.